This is a messenger RNA of Ruditapes philippinarum (Manila clam), 1504 nucleotides long. RefSeq lists its product as uncharacterized. NCBI's taxonomy places the organism in Eukaryota, Metazoa, Mollusca, Bivalvia, Venerida, Veneridae. The transcript has 3 exons. The record is from RefSeq and is a predicted model, not a curated record. Bases 174 to 707 code for a protein of 177 amino acids.
AUAAUGUUGAAAUGCCUGCCUUCAUGAGUGAGAUUAAUUAUGUCAUUCAACAUUGAAACCGUCUCUGAACAUGUUUUGCGUCAAUGUUAAAUGGAUAACGUUUUGGACCCCAAAUUUGUAAAAAUCCAAUAUAACGGCAAGCUUACUGCCAAAGAGAAAUCAGACCUGCAAUAAUGAACAACGUUUUCAAAUUACAACUCAAUAAAUUACGGACAUUUUCAUGUGUCUGCAAAAAUUAUGGAACUUUGCCUAGAGCAUUUGUAGAAGUAAAUGGUGGACGUGCAAUAUCCAAUGCUGUUCUGAAAAAGGAUUUGGCGAAACAUGAAGUUAACAAUAAUUAUGUUGUAUGUACGAGGGAAACACCAGAUACGCUACACUUCAAUGUUGAAGGUUUAGCAGAAGAUGUACAGGCAUUAUUUGCAGAGCGUGAACUAGAUGACAUCAAGCUAAAAGUUAAACACCAUGUGAUCAAAAAUAUCACUUUUAAUUUUAUACAUGAGAAUAUUUAUAGAUGUCAUCUAAACAUGCCGAUUAGACAACUGGGAUAUAACUCUUUCUUUCAAAGAUACAAUGAUGACAAAGGAUUAGCAGUGUUCUUUUUAAAAACUGAAAAAGAAGUGAAUGCGGAUGAAGUCCACAUCGGAGCAUACAACAAAGGGGCGUUUGCAAAACAAGCACAAGGACCUUCAAAAGAUGGCUUAUUAUAAACAUAUUAUUGAGAUCACCAAUGAUAAAUAUUUUUUACAAAAGAUUAACUGUUUUGAAAUGACACAUAUCUUGAAUAACUUAAGCUUUUGUUUUCGCGUGUUUAUGUCAUUUUUACUAUUGUUAAACGGUUUUAACAUAUAUUACGUUUAUACGUUAUGGAAAAAUGUUUAAUACUUUACGUGUAUAUAUGUUAGGGUAAAUAAGAAUAAUAAAAAUAAUUUAUCUCAGUUGUGAUUGAUAUAAUAGAAGAGCAGCAAACAAGUAUUAACGUCAUUAAUAUCUAUGUCGGAAAUAGAUAGAUAGAUACUUUUUAUUCCUCCAACAUUGAAGAACAAAACAUAUUUACAAAACCGAACAAUAAAAGAGCCUGGCAUAUGUACAAUAAAUUACAAAACAUAUUAUCUAAGCAAAUAUCAUUUGUUAUACAAUUCUUUCAGUUGGAAUAAAUAUAUGGAGAUAUGCUGAUAUCUACAUUUAUCUCAUAGGAUGACAUAAAAUGUAUAUAACAGGCUUAAUUUAUAUAAAAACCAGAUCGUAUUUGUAUUUACUCUGCAAAUACUGGAAGUUGACUAUCAAAUUAUAAAGUGUAUAGGAUACAAAAGAUAAAUUUAACUGCUUAUGUUAAGUUUGGAAAUACAUGUAUAUUGAUCUGUUUCUUCGGUUACUUCUGUCAAAAUUUUAUUCGAAACGAAAUAGCAAAAUGAUGACUUAGCCAAUCCUUGUUGACGCACUUCCGAAGAAACGGACACUUGUCAAUGCAAACAAAUAUAUUCAAUCUGCCAUUCGGUUGAACUAG